This is a messenger RNA of Chenopodium quinoa (quinoa), 1393 nucleotides long. Its product is annotated as BURP domain-containing protein 5-like. The transcript is spliced from 5 exons. Lineage: Eukaryota; Viridiplantae; Streptophyta; Magnoliopsida; Caryophyllales; Amaranthaceae. The coding region runs from base 252 to 1211 and encodes 319 amino acids. The record is from RefSeq and is a predicted model, not a curated record.
UCUAAAAAAUACAGUAGCAUUAUUAUAUUUGAUAUGGUACAUAUGUAAUAUUUUUGUUUAUUAAUAUUAUGUCUUUGCUUGGCAAGUUGGUCGUCUAAGGAGCCUAGAAGCAACGUAUUAUAAACUUAUCCGCAAGAAAUCCAAAGUUAGCCCACAACCAAUUUGGUUAUAAAUACAAAGAUCUUGAAAUACAAACUCCACAAACUUAACACUCUUAUUUUCUCUCAUUUGUUUGCAAUUUACUCUGCACAAUGGCUAUGAAUCACUGCAUCUUCUUUCUUAUGUUCAUUGUCUCGCUUCAAGUAGCUAUUGCUGCUGUCACGUCCAUUACUACUCCAAGUGCAAAAACAUACUGGAAUAUGAAGUUUCCUAAUGUUGCUAUUCCACCACUUCUGGAAUUUAUGUUGCCUAAACCAUCAGGAUUUGAUUACACGAAGGCCAAAGCAAGUUUUAACAGGGACGCGACCAUGGCCCUCUACAGUUGGUAUGACUACGAGUUUGAAACUACGGGAGCACAACGUAAGAACAAAAUAUUUACCUCUAUGUUCAUCCGUCAAGAGGACCUACUAAAACCAGGCACAAUCCAUCAAUUGCAAUACCUAGGCCCAUCGGACCUUGGCCCAUCUUUCAUGUCAAGAAAUGAAGUCCAAACCAAAGUUCCUUUCAAUUCUCAACACUUUUCCCAAAUACUUGCUGCCUUUUCUAUAGACCCCAAUUCCAAAGAAGCUCAAAUGAUGAAGUCAACUUUGACUCGUUGUGAAGAUCCUUUAAGGUUUAGUCAACACUUUUGUGCACCUUCAAUGGAAGAUAUGGUUGACUAUGUAUCUUCUGAGUUCAAUCCUUUGGUUGCUAGUAAGGAUCUUCAAGUGCUUAGUGUUAUUGUCACCCCUCCCAUGGAGGGUAGCAACAGGUAUCGCAUAAAUAAAGUUAAGAUUGCCGGGGAAGGAAAGGAUACAAUAAGUUGCCACAAGGCAGCUUUCCCAUAUGGUGCAUUCAUGUGCCACCACCUUGUAGGGGGGACGGCUUAUCAUGUUCAACUCCAAAGCCUUGACAAUGAUAACCUAAAGGUCGACGCUCUUGUGGGUUGCCACCAUGACACCUCCGAUUGGAGUCCGUUGUACGGUGCCUUUGAGGUUCUUGCGCUCAAACCUGGACAAACUGUGUGUCAUUUCCUCCUUGCCGAUAAUGUUAUCUUCAUAAAGAACAACUGAUACGGUGAUACCUACCUAAAGUAGUAGAUAUGAAUGUGUAUUUCACUAUUUCAUGUUAUGCAAUGGGCUAUAUACCACGAAUUGGAUUGUACCACUUAUAAAAAGUCCAAAAACCUUGUAGUAAAUUGUAAUGUUCUACCUUGAUUUAUACUGAACAACUGACUUUGAUACUAUGCAAUGCA